AUGGUACUUGCGUACAUCUGGUUUCCCAAGGUUGCUCCUCAGAAUCUCGUAACAAACCCCAGGGACCAGAAAACAGAGCAUAGUCUCUUGAUUAAUGAAGUCAAUGCUGAUAACCCAGGAGAGGACACUUCUGAGUUCGUGGAGCUCUAUCACACCAGUGGUCAAACAGCCUGCUUGGAUGGCUACUAUCUGGUCUUCUACAACGGCAAUGGAAACCGAGCAUACAAAGUUUUGAACCUCCAGGGUAACGUCACUAACAGCCAAGGGCUCUUUCUCAUUGGCUCCACUUCUGUGAACCCUGCUAUAGUUAUUCCAAAGAGUACUAUCCAGAAUGGCCCUGAUGCAAUUGCUCUCUACUAUGGAAAAGGGAACUAUAGAGAGGGUAUGAGCGUCACAGAUUAUGGACUAGUAGAUGCCUUGGUCCAUAAGACUAAGAAGACGGACAGAGCGGACACGCUGGUCAGGGUGCUGACCCCCGGCAGAGAUGCUUUCUUGGAGGACCCCACCUUCAGGACCGUGGAUGAGUCAAUAGAAAGGUGCCUUGGGGCAGAUUCUCAGUGGAUCUUCCAAGUGGCUGUGCCAACCCCAGGCACAGACAACCACUGCAUUCUAACUUCUCAGCUGAAUGCAUCCACUGUCCUGAUCAGUGAGGUCCUUGCUGCCUCUUCUUCUGAAGACUUUGAGUUCAUAGAGCUCCAGGGUCCCCACUCCACCAUGCUAAGGGACAUUGUUCUGGUGCUGAUUGACGGUCGGACCAAAGACAUUUAUUUCACCAUAGAUGUUUAUGGCAAAACCUCACUGGAUGGGCUAUUUCUGAUCGGUCCAGCACAAAGCAAAACCCCAGGACCCCCAGAGAUGGAUGUAGUGCUCCAGGUGGGUCUCAUAGGCAACAGCAGCAGUUUUGACCUGGGGAAGGCACUGCCAGUGACUGGCCUGAUGGAUGCCUUCGUGUACUCGAGCAAUGAGGAGCCGAACCCUGAGCUGCUGGAGAUCCUGACCCCUGGCAGACCUGCCUACAAGAAACCACAGCAGCAGCUGGGAGAAGUGUCCAUGAGCCAGUGCAACUGCUGCUUCAUGAUCCGGGAUUCUUUGUCCUAUGUCCUCAGCAGACCCACGCCUGGCAAGUUCAAUGACUGCCCCAGCAAACACUUCAGCCAGACGCUCUCCUUCUGCCUUCAUGUAGCAGAUUGCCAGGAGUGGCUCCUGAAGUCAGAAGAGAUUCUGAUGACUCUGGUCCAGGCCCUUGAUGAAUCGUGCAGCUGUGGAGUCUCUGCUGCAUACUUCAAAGAGCCAAGGGCAGCCUGCCAGGACCUGGGGCUUGUGUUCACCACUCUGCUAAAUGCUAAGUCAGAGGAUCAGCUGAACAGCCUGCUGCUGGCAUUCAGGACCUUCCUAGAGACACCCAGACUUGUGAGUUUUGGCAGAAGGAACAUCACAGCAGAAAGCUCCUGCUUCAAGGAUAUAGAUGUGCCAGACUUGCCUCCAGAGAUACCAAAAGGGACUCAAAAUCCUUCUGUGCAACUGCCCAAGCUACUCAUCAGUGAGGUGAACCCGGACAACCCAGGGGGAAGAGAGGAUGCAGAGUACAUCGAACUCUUCUACACUGGACAGACACGCUUUGACCUCCAGGGAUACUGGCUGGUCCUCUACAACGGUAAAAAUAGCCGGGCCUACCGGGUGUUAGACCUGUCUGGACACCACACAGAUGAGCUGGGUUACUUCCUGGUGGGGAGCAGCACCAUGAGGCCAGCAUCCAUGAUCAGGCUGCCCCCCAACACCAUCCAGAAUGGGGCGGACGCUGUGGCUCUCUACUACAGCAACACCACCCUCUACAUGGUGAACAUGGCUGUGACUGCAGAGGGGCUGGUGGAUGCCAUGGUGUACUCAUCCCGAAUGUCGGAGAAGGCAGCCCAUCUGCUCACAGUGCUGGUGCCAGGGCAGAGCAUCCUCUAUGAAAACUGUUCUCACAGCACUGAGGACGAGUCUCUGAGCCGCUGCCACAGCCUGAGCGCUAAACUCCAGAGCAGCUUCCAGGUGACCGUGGUGACGCCGCUGCGGGAGAACUUGUGCGGCAGCUCCUCAGUGCUGGUCCCUCCUGCUGUCCGCAUCAGCGAGCUGUGCCUGGGCGGCAGCACUGCCCACUGCCGCUUCGUGGAGCUCGAGGGGAUGCCUGGCACGAGCCUGGCAGGGCUCAGCCUGGUCGUCUUCUCAGGGAAGGAGGGCAGAGCACUUGCCAGCAUCACUCUGAGUGGCACCAUCGGAGCCACGGGGCUGUUGGUGUUUGCGCUGGAAGGAGGGCACGGGCACGGUGAGGCUGAUGGCUUGGACCUGGCGCUCAAGGUUCAGCCUAACAUUAUCUACAUCUUCACCUCACCUAUUGCCCUGGCAUUUCCAGAUGGGGCAAACCUGACUUUCAAGGACAUCCCUGCUGCUAGCAAAGGCUCCAGUGCUAUUGCUGUGUACAGCACCAACUUGAUUCUUGGUGACACAAAGGCAACAUCAGAGAACUUGGUGGAUGCCUUGGUGUAUAGCUGUGAGCCCAGCACAGCUGGAGGACUCUUGGACUUCCUUGGACCAUCUUACACUGUGCCCUGCAAGGAUGACAGGCCCGUGUCCCUGAGCCGUUGUGCCAGCAGCAGUGCCAGCACAGAACUGCAGUUUGCCAUCUCGGACCCUACCCCUGGUCUGCAGAACAGUUGUCCCGAGGAAAUCUUUGCAGUGGAUCUCCACCUCUGCUUCCUGACACCCAAACUGAACCUGACGUGCAUGGGCUCCCUGGUGAAGGUCUGGGGCCAGGCAUGGGCUCGGCAGCCAGAGCAGCAGCACUCCAUCGAGACCUGGUGCCGGGGCUUCCUGGCCAGCCCCCACCCCUUCACGGUGGAUGGCAGCAUGCUGAAAACCAGCCCUGAGUGCAUCGCCCCCAAAGGCACCCCAUCCAUGUCACACAGAGCUGCUUCCUUCCAGGACUGGGAAAUCGCCCUGUUUGUCGUGGGAUCUCUCCUGCUCAUAUUCUUGGUGGUUGGCCUAGCAUUUUACUUCAUCAAAAGACACCCCCAGAACUACACCAGCAUCGAAAUGAGUGACCGUGGGGAGAUGGCAGCAGAGUUCUAA
This is a messenger RNA of Nestor notabilis (Kea), 3111 nucleotides long. RefSeq lists its product as uncharacterized. The record is from RefSeq and is a predicted model, not a curated record. NCBI's taxonomy places the organism in Eukaryota, Metazoa, Chordata, Aves, Psittaciformes, Psittacidae. Bases 1 to 3111 code for a protein of 1036 amino acids. The transcript has 13 exons.